AUGCCAGCUCACCUGCAGUAUCAUUCACCAAAGAGCGAACCCAGUCCCGACUCUGCUUCCAAGUCGGUGUCUAUGUCCCCGACUGAAGGUGGCAGCCAAGGAUCGAAGACAAACAGUCGCAAGCGCAAGUCAUCAGUUGAGGACGACGACGACGACGACGACGACGACCUAGAUGGUUCGCACCCUGUCAAGAAGACGGCACAUAACAUGAUCGAGAAGAGAUAUCGCACAAAUUUGAACGACAAGAUUGCUGCUCUACGUGAUAGCGUGCCAAGUUUACGUAUUAUGACAAAAAGUUCUCGAGGAGAGGAUACUACACUAGAUAGAGAAGAAUUGCACGGUCUAACGCCAGCACAUAAGCUCAACAAGGCAACGGUCCUCAGUAAGGCAACUGAAUACAUUCGCCAUCUUGAAAAGCGCAACGGCCGCUUGAUGGAUGAAAACAGCGCUAUGCAAGCAAGAAUCGCUGCUUUCGAGAAACUCUUCUUGUCUGGCGCCUUGAACGCGCCUAUACAACAGUCACCGACUCCCGGUCAAUACUCUCACAAUAUGAUGACACGUUCCCCGCCCAUGGCCACCUCUGGUGGUCCAGAACCUGAGGGUAUGAUUGCUGUUCCCGACGAGAUGAAGCGUAUCAUUGCUGCCCAGAUGGCCGUUGGCCAGCCAUACCCAAUACCUCAACAAUCGUACAGAAGGCCAAACCCUGCUGUAGUAAGACAGCAACAGAUCCAACAGCAACAGCAGCAAAUGCAAGCUGGCGGGUGGCAGAACGCAGGCCCUUAUUUCGGCAAGUUGAUGGUCGGUUCUUUGGCCGGUCUGAUGAUUCUUGAGGCUGUUCGUGAAAGCGAGCAGAGCGAUGAUGGUACCACCGGUCGUGGCCUCUUCGCAGUACCCACUCAGCUGCUGGGUGCGCUCAUGUCUUCACUAAAUGUGAACUUCAUGGGCUACCACAUCGCCGCCGGCGAGAUCAUCUCCUCGCUCAAGUUUGUACUAUUGCUGUGCUGUUUGUGGUGGGCAAUCGUACCUUCACUGAUGAAGAGGGGUCUACCGAAGCCAGAGAAUACGAAGCAAGCAAGCUUCCUAACGUCUGCUCCUUCCCUGGCAUCGCCUAUCGAUGUAAGACGUCAAGCUUGGCUCACCGCUAUUCAGACUGUCUGGGUACCACGACACAACUUCUUCCUCGAGGCGGCUGCACUCGGCCUGAAAACCCUGAAACUCAGCAUGCGCAACUUGAUUGGCAUCAACGGAUACCAGAUGCUGACCGGUCUCACGGAAGAUCAGGAGGCUGCCCGCAUAAAGGCCUGGUCAAUCGCCCUUGAUGCCCAGCUGGCUGGUGGCGACGUUGAGAUCAACAAGAGCCGUCUAACAUUGACCCUUCUCGCUUCUGGCACACUUCCUGAUACACCUCUUCGACUCAUGCUGAAAGCCCUCCACAUCCGUGUGUUGUUGUGGGAGGUGGGUUUGAGUGGCAUGGAGCUUAGCGUGUUUGAUUCUGUUGCCUCGAAAAUGGCCAGAACCAAGUGGGAUGAGGCCAGAGGCCUGCACCGACUUGUGAAGCAGUUGCGUCGUGGGGGCCAGGAGCAACACGACGAUGAUCUUCCCGAUCACUUGGCCGUCCUUCUUGAGCAGGAUGCUGAUGAGGUGCUCAACCCAAGGGUUGUGCAGCGAGCUCACAAUCUGGCCUGGAACCGGCCAACAGAGCACAAUGCCAUUGGGGCUACGGAUGGUAUGGAUUCGGUUGUCGAUGACGCAGCCAUCCGCUCUCCGCUGGAUGCCAUUGCGGCCUGGUGGUCAAGCUUGACCCUGCAGAGUGCGCUUACAAAUAGCCUGCUGGACAGAGACGAUGAGGAUGGCGAAAUCACGCAGCUUGUCGAAGAAGGUAUCACUUUGGCAAUCAGAGCUGCCCCUGUCGGCUCUAUUGCUCAGAACCGCGCCCUUGUUGCUCGGGCUGUCCUCUUCAAGGAGAAGCGCGGUGCCAAUAUUGCCGCUGUGAUUCAAGCGACUGGUCCCUGUACAGCUCCUGCAGACUGCUGUGAUCAAUGUGAGAAGUCGGACUCAACGCCUGAGACACCUUCGAUCGAAAUCCCAGACUCUCUCGAGUCACAAGCAGAAAUUUACAUGUCUCUUCAAUGUGCAAAGGCGAUAGCUCACCUUCAGCGGUACGGACCUCCUGAUGAGCCCGUCAGUAUAUACCCUAUCAUCGACAACGAGAUCACCGUUAGCAACGAGUUAUCCUUGCUAGGCUACACUGCGGCUUUCACAUUGAUGAACCGCCUUGCGAAUCACAAUCUUGCGGCAGAAGCCUGCAGCCGUGCACUCGAAAAGCUUUCAGGUGAUCUGCGUAUAUGGAUCGGCAAGGACAACUGGCUGGAAUCCGAAGCCAAGCAGGAGAUGAUCGAGCGCUGCAUAGCUGUCACCCGCGGUAUGGUCGGCAUGGACAUUGAUACCGAUACGGGUUACGGUAGUAUGUCGGAGUCGGAACAUGGUCACAACGAUAACAACAACACCGGGUUCAGUAGCGAUUCCGAACAGUUCUCUCUCUCAUCCGCAACCGAGAGCCCGUAA
Messenger RNA from Truncatella angustata, 2565 nucleotides. RefSeq lists its product as uncharacterized. The transcript has 2 exons. The record is from RefSeq and is a predicted model, not a curated record. The coding region runs from base 1 to 2565 and encodes 854 amino acids. Gene Ontology annotation, molecular function: protein dimerization activity. NCBI's taxonomy places the organism in Eukaryota, Fungi, Ascomycota, Sordariomycetes, Amphisphaeriales, Sporocadaceae. Gene Ontology annotation, biological process: positive regulation of transcription by RNA polymerase II; SREBP signaling pathway.